AGUGGGCGUGGCGAGGAUAGUCACGUAGCUCCUUCCUCUACUCGUCUUCUACGUGAGGUCGACUUGGAGGGAAGUGAACGUUGCCAAGGGAGAAAAAAAUAAUAGGAGAGGAAAGCAGAAACAUCAACUACGCCCAAUAAGCUGCCUUAGGAGCAGUGAAGUGUCUUCAUGGCAGUUCGUCGAGGACACAUUAAGUACUUGAAAGCUGACUUGCAGGAGGUGUAUGACAUGUCGAACGGUUAUGAAGACCACAUGGGAGGGGACGAGGGGAAGGAUGCCAAGACCAACCUGAUAGUGAACUACCUGCCUCAGAGCAUGACGCAGGAUGAGCUGCGGAGCCUCUUCAGCAGCAUCGGAGAGGUGGAGUCUGCCAAGCUGAUUCGAGACAAAGUUGCAGGCCACAGUUUAGGGUACGGAUUUGUUAACUAUCUUAACCCUAGUGAUGCAGACAGAGCUAUCAGUACACUGAAUGGACUAAGGCUACAGUCCAAAACUAUCAAGGUUUCAUAUGCACGGCCCAGCUCUGAUACAAUAAAGGAUGCCAACCUGUAUAUCAGCGGCCUGCCAAAGUCCAUGACCCAGAAAGACGUGGAGGACAUGUUUUCACGUUACGGACGCAUCAUUAAUUCCCGGGUACUUGUUGAUCAGGGUACAGGUACGACAGGUGUGUCCCGUGGGGUGGCUUUCAUUCGCUUUGACAAGCGGGCGGAGGCGGAGGACGCCGUCAAGAACCUCAACGGCCAGAAGCCACCAGGGGCCUCUGAACCAAUCACAGUGAAAUUUGCUGCCAACCCAAACCAGGCAAAGAACACACAGCUCAUUUCUCAGCUCUACCACAACCAGUCCCGGCGCUUCGGAGGGCCCUUACACCACCAAGCACAGCGGUUUAGGUUUUCUCCCAUGGGUGUUGAUCACAUGGGCAGCAUGGGUGGCGUCAGUGUGCCCGGGAACUCCACCUCCGGCUGGUGCAUCUUCAUUUACAACCUGGGCCAGGACGCCGACGAGAGCAUCCUGUGGCAGAUGUUUGGCCCGUUCGGCGCAGUCACCAACGUCAAGGUGAUCCGAGACUUCAACACCAACAAGUGCAAGGGCUUCGGCUUCGUUACCAUGACAAACUACGAGGAGGCGGCCAUGGCCAUUGCCAGCCUCAACGGCUACCGGCUCGGAGACAAGAUACUGCAAGUGUCCUUUAAGACCAACAAGGGCCACAAAUAGAGAGAGGCUGGACAAUCAGGUGUAGAGGAGGAGGCGGGAGGGGAAAUGACCUGCGCCAGGCUUUUAUUUGAUUGAGCGAAAGUUUAAGUCUGGCACAUCACUUUGGGUUUUAGUGUAUUCAGAGUUAAAUGAGACGUUCGCUCUUCUGCACCUUUGUACUCGUCUAAAAGAGUGUCUAGCUGAUUUUUUUUUCUUUUUCUUUUGUUUUUUUCAUCUUUAUAGUCAUGCUUUGGGGCUUGUGGACACUCAGUAGUUUUAAUUUUUAGGGAGAGGAUUUACAGGGCAAAAUCCCAAGAUACCCCCAAGAUAACAUUUGAAAAUGACCUUAAAAAAAUAAAAUACUGUCCAUUUGUGUUGCAUGUACUGUGGGAACUAGAUAAAGAGGCAGGCAAACAGUGCACUGAAAAUACAGAGCGUGAGGAAAGCCCUGCAAAUUGUUCUCCACGUAUUGAAGUUUGAGUGAAUAAUUCAGUGUCUAAAGAAGGUGAAGAACAAUAUGUUGCCAGGAGCCAGUGGUUGUUUCAUUUUGGGAAAGCAGUGCUUUGUCCUGGAUCCUCAUCAUAAGUAGAAAUAGAUGCCUUAAACGAUCAUCCAGCGGACACACAAACCUACAAUGCCACUCACUGUCUUUUGAGUCAAUCUAAGAGCAAAGCACUUUUAACGAGUCUGUUUUAGGUUACUAUGAAUAUCAGUUUUUUGAUGUUAAUCUAUGACUUUUGCUCACCCUCCAACCAGUUGAACAGUUUUAAACAUGACAAGCUCUGGAGGGAAAGGUUUUUUUUGUUAUCCCUAUGUAAAGUGUCUUUUUAUUCUAUUCUGAGUUAUAUUUCAGGAGCGUCCUGUUGAAAAUGAUCCCCCCGUCAGUGAGUAGAGUAUUGAGAUGGACCAAAGACAGGGAGAGAUUUGAUCCUAUAACCCCAGAAGAGUUUUUUCUCCGCAGAUUUUCACAAGGUAAAUUCACAUCUUUUUAGAUUUUUUUGGUUUGUUUAUUUUAUUUUAUUUUAUUUUUUUGAACAGGUACUAAGGCUAUAUCUGACACUGACUGAGAGCAACAUCAUUCAGACUCAGUUUGCCGUUCUGUUUUGUUUUUUCUUUCAUUUUGAGUUAAUUUGAUUUCUUUUUGUUUGGAUUUUUUUUCUUUUUCUUUGUAGAGGCUUAGAUUUUUAUUUGUUACAAUGUAAGUUACAAACUUGUUUUAACGAAGUUCUUAUCUCAAGUUUGUAGAGAAAUUAAUGGCCUUUGUUAAUGAUUUCAGUUUAGAUUUGCUUUCUUUUGAUCCAUUUCUUUUGUUUUUGGUUGUUUCACUUUGAACAUAAACCAUUAAAUUUUAUUUUGUUUUGCUGAAAGUUUUGUUUCGUUUGUUUCUUUUUUUAUUUACCUUUUUUAGAUUUGGUUUGGAGUUUUGUUCUGUUAUUUUUCUAGUAGUAAAUCUGCGGCGCUGAUAUAAAGAUCCCUGGUCACGCAAAAACGGACUAUGGGUUACACAGUGUUUUAACAACCAAAACAGGCUAAAAAAUUUUUUUGACAGAUUAACAACAUAUGGACCAAUGUUAAUGGAUAUAAGGUUAUUUAAACUGUGCACAGACACUUGAAGGAAAGUUGUACAGCAGACAUUUUAUGAAGUAACAUUUCUGACAUGGCCAGAUAAUUAUAAACCACUGAAGAGUAACAUAAUUAGCAAAUUGAAGCUGUUUGUGGUCACUUUUGGUGCAGUUGUCUUUUAGGCAGUUGUGAGUUGAAUGUCAGGAUUAUUUAUUGUCACCUGACUUAGUAAAUCUGCUUUUUUGAUACCUAGCUGUUUGGGAUGGGCUGUGUUUGAUGACAUGAGAAAAACGUUUUAGGCUUUUAGAUCCAAACCCAUUGAGCUGAUAUUUGUCUGAUGGCUUUACUGUUAAUUAGUGAGGACUUAGCUUUGUUUACAUGCUCAGUCAAACACUUUUCAUAUCGUCCAUUCAGACAACGUUAUUGUCAUAUCACUGCUCAUCUUUUUCUAGUGAUGAAUUUGGUAGAUUGUUUUGUUCUCUACGGCGGUUGAAAUGUGGAGUAUUAGCAUCAGUACUGUAAUUGUUUACAAAAUUAUUUAAGCCAACCAUAAAUUGAACAGAGGAACCACUCGGAAGUAGCUAAUGAUUUUUGAGGACAGUACCUGCUCACACUUUUUUAGGAUUCACUUUUAAAACCCAAUUCCCUCCCCAGCAAUAAUUCACCUAACACUUCAUUAAAUGGGUAGUUAAUCUAUUUAAUCGAUCUCUGAAAGGAGUAUUUCCAUCACACAGCUUCAGAUUUUCCUCUUAAAAGUGCUUUUUGAUUUAGUAUUUCCAUGUUAUGUUUGUGUCACAAUCCUUAACUUUGUGCAAUACUUGGUGACUUGCUCAAAGCAGGUGAUAGACAUUUGUUGUAGUGUUGGACUGUCAUCGUUUUUUGAUAAUUUCUUUUUUCUACUGACAUGUUACUGCUUAGUUUUCUCAGCAGUUUAGUUGGAUUUGCAUGACAGAUGCAAGUGAAUUUGUUUUAGGGGCAGUCAGACAAAACUGCAUUCCGCCUUAAUUUAUAAAUGGAUAUGGUGUAUUUUACAUCAGAGGAGGCGCAAGUAUUUAUUUGACAUACUUUGUCAUACUUGUUACUUAUUGGAGUGUUUUUAAUGGAUUAUUGAUUUUUGUUUUGUUUAUUGAACGGACACUAAGUUGAAGUCCAUUAAAUGUCUUCUAACCUUGGAUCAUUUCAAUAAAAACAUGGUGCAAUAGCA
Molecule: messenger RNA, 3961 nt
Organism: Lates calcarifer (barramundi perch)
Lineage: Eukaryota; Metazoa; Chordata; Actinopteri; Centropomidae
Gene: elavl1a
Product: ELAV like RNA binding protein 1a
Exons: 7
Coding region: 169-1215 (348 amino acids)
Cellular component (GO): ribonucleoprotein complex
Molecular function (GO): RNA binding
Source: RefSeq, a predicted model, not a curated record